Messenger RNA from Gongylonema pulchrum, 324 nucleotides. The record is from the annotation of a GenBank genome assembly. Lineage: Eukaryota; Metazoa; Nematoda; Chromadorea; Rhabditida; Gongylonematidae.
AUGCACAUAUUUUUGCUUUGCAUUAAUGAUGCUGCUAUCAGAUGCAGCAAACCACUAACUUUGGCCAGUUUUUCGCGCCCGUUAAAACAGUUCCAUUCAUUACAGCUGGGCAGUGAUAAAACAACGGUGAGCGCCCUUAAGGAGUGCGCCGUAGCUACGGAAGAACUGCAAACGUUUUGCAGUAUUUUGGAGACUGAUAUUAAAGCGUUUGACGAAAGCACUGCCUCAAUCAGCAACCAGGUCGAACAGCUCGAGGAACUUUUUCGAAAAUUCGACCAUCUUUUCCAAUUUAUUAGACAGGUAUGCCGCUGCACUUUCUUCUAA